GAAUGAGAAAGAUAGACAGCCACAGGGAGCACAGACAGCGGGUAGCAAGCAGCCUGGCCAUAGCUGGGUGUCCUUUAGCCGAGCACGAGAAAAUAAUCUGGAGUAAACCCAUUUUCGUUUUGCAGUUUGACAGAAUAUCACUGGAGUCGUCGGAGCAGUGCGCAUUCCUCCACAUCAGGAUAACAGCUUUCCAGGUCUGCUUUUAUUCCCAUGUCAACACGUCCAGGUGAUUACUUCGUCAUGGUCGCGCGUUUGGAAAAGCCAUUGCUGUGAAUUCUUCUGUUUUUUUGUGGAGAAACAACCAACAUGGAGCGCCAGGUUCACAAGCCGGAGAGCAAAAGCAUGGAUUCGUGUCUCAGGCGACUCAAACAGGAGGUGUUGUCGAUGAAAGAAGCCGGAGAUGGGCUACACGCUCAGAUGAACUCCAUGAUGGGAGCUCUGCAAGAACUCAAGCUCCUCCAGGUCCAAACCGCUCUCGAAAACCUCGACAUCACGGGACGCCCCAUCAAUCGUGGGAUACCACACGUCCCGGACACCGCUUCAGGGAAAGGCCUCAGGUUUGACCACAGCAUGCUGCCAGAAACCAACCCGAGUCCGGUGCCAAGCCUAGUGAGCGGAAACACCACAAUGAGCAGAGAAAGUAACUGCAUGUCCCAAAGUGGAAGCAGUAUGGGGACCUCAACCACAUCGUCGUCAAGUUUUGAGUCUGACAGUGGUAGUAGUAGAAGUUCAAGAAGUGCAAAUAACCAAGAGUCUAUUCCAAAACGCUGGUCGGGAUACACAGCUCCCCAAGUGGACUUUUGUGGACCAACAGUUGGAAACCCCCCACCUGAGCCAUAUUCACAAAAAAGCCAGCACCGCUCCCAAUUUAUGGAUCUUCCUGGGAUUCUCUACAGUCUUUCAAAAGAAGGACCAUCUAUGGACAGUGAAUGCAACCAAGACAACGCAGACGAUGCAAGCGACUGGACCUCUUCACUUAUGAACCAAUGUCGCAACCGCCAACCGCUAGUUUUAGGUGAUAAUGUUUUCGCAGAUCUUGUAGGGAACUGGCUCGACCUCCCAGAAGUGGAAAGAGAAGACAUGGAAGAAGACGAGAUGAGGAUGGAGGAUGCAAAGAACGGGAACGGGAUGCCGGAUAAACUUGACAGUCAGCAGAUGCGCCUAAGCAGAUCUCAGGAGUUUUGCCGGAAAUUCACGCUCACUACAAACAUUUUCAAGAAGUUCCUAAGGAGUGUACGUCCCGAUAGAGACAAGCUGUUGAAAGAACGACCAGGUUGGCCUGAAAUGACAGAGGCCGAUUUGUUCAAAAGGCCAAAGAAGGGAGGAGCUAAGGUGUCAAAGGGCAGCUUUUACUUACCAUUCUGGGCAAACGGACAGCAGGGAAAAGGCAGGCCAUGCCCCAAUCUGAAUGAACUCGAGAGGCAACAACUUCAGCAACAGCAGCACUUCCCCCAGUGUCAUCAGCAACCCUUCACUGGGAUUUACUUGGACAGUAGACAGCCGCAGAAUGGCACUGUGGAUAGAAUGCCUCCCUUGUUUGACUACAACACAGCUGUGUGGGUCUGACACAGCCACAUGGAUGAACUGAGAGAGUGACUGAGGAACAGGUGCAGGGGAUUUAACUCAACUGAAUGGUUAUCUUCCACAUAUCAACCAAUAGACUUUUCACAUGUCCUUGAUUGAAAGCAGGGUGACUGCCUUGACAAUCGGAAAACCUGAACCUCACCUAAGAACAGUGUGUGUAUGAUGUAUGAAGAUUUAUGUUACAGGUUUUUUAUUAUAAUGAAAUGAGUGAUGAAGCUGACUGGAAACAGGAUUAUACUUAUAUAAAUGACAUCCUAAGAAUGUCUCUAUGGUACUUAAACCGUUAAAGGCCAUACACAUCAUUUUCACACAUUGACAGUGAAGGAGGAGUGGAGGUCACGUUGCUCAAUGCACAGAGCAAAUGAUUAACUGUAUGCGCAAGAUUACAUUGUUUUUGUCAUUGUUGGCUAACACUAAUAACCAGUACAAGUUUGUAGUUAAUUCAGCCUCAACCACAAACUCCAUUUGUGUUUUUAUUCGCAAUACUAGGACAGUAGCUAUUGUGAAACCAUCUUAAUUAGACCAGAAUCUGUGCUUGACUUUUUAAAUACCAUCUUCAUGGCAGCUAAGAAGCAGACAAAUAAUUUAUCACAGAUGUUUUCAAUGUUUCUUGCAUUCGCAUGGAUUCAUAGAUUCAUAUUAAUAGACUGUUACAUUAAACUAUUUAUGCUAUGUGAAUGUUGGCCACUGAAGCAUCUGACUCCAAGUUCAGCAAAGGACCUAAACUUCCACUCCUUUUUUCUGUUAAUGCUAUCACACUGACUAUCUUUCAUAUGUCACGUUUUCAUCUAUGAAUAGAUCACCAACUGUUACACUGCAUGGUUACUGUUGUCUAAAAAUGAUGCUAGCAACAGCUGAUACUCAACGCACUGCCACACAACUUGACUAUAAAUUUUCUGUUGUUUCCUGCUUGGCCUUGGUCAACCUGUCAGCUCCAUUCUUCUUACUCAGGGAACCAGUGUAAUCCAUCAAUAUAGUAGCGCCAAUACAGUAUCAGUCCAUCUUCUCAUAUCUUUUGGAACGAGCUGUCAUAUUACACAUUUUCACUCAGCUUAGCACAUGUUGAACUGUCCGUUCUCCUGGCACAAAGGGACGCAGCCAUCUGGUCUGGAGAUGUUAUGUCAAAGAUACAACUUUCUGGGUUAAUCCAUGGAAUUAUGAAUACACUCAAUUAUGAUAAUGAUUUCAAAGGCUGUACAUAGAAGUGUAUGUAUAACAGGGCUGUUGUAAAUUAAGAUAAAGACCAAUAAUCUCACUAUCAGGUAGAAUUCAUUGUACAGGAGAUUGUACAUAUCAGGCAAACACAGCAAUAACGAUCAUUUGCCGUUAUAUCACGUUGCAUGACUCAUGCUGUGCACAGAUAUAAUGUAUUAUCAUCACUUCUUGUACCAAAAAGUAUACAGAAAUCCACACAAAUUGUUAUCUAAAAUGUUUUACUGCUUUUUAAAGGUCAAAAACAGAACUAGUUCAUUUUAAACCACGGGGUGGUGCAAAGUUAUUCCGCAUUUAACCUUAUGCAUUCUGAGUAUCUUAAUAAUUCACCACGAUGAGUUUAUAAGCGCUUUUCACAGCACUAAGAGGUUUGCUGUGGCGGUAAAGCUAACAAGAACUAGCAUGCUCACGUGGACUUCCUGAUUAUGGGACAAUAAAAUGCUUUAUAAUUAGAUACAGACAACAUGCACCAUAUUUUGACUUCAAAAGCUGCUUAAACAGUAUAUCUACAAUUUUAGCUCAAACAAAUGGGGGAAAAAUUGGGUACAGGCCCUUUAAGCAUCAAUACAGUUAAAAUACAGGGACAUUUCUGGUUGCAAGAGGACCAUUUUGCAAAGACAAUCCAAUGCUGUAACGCUCAAUGAAUACCAGUGGGAAACAUUGUGUGACCAAUAAACUCUGAGAUUAGUAGCAGUUCUUCUUGAGAGUCUUGAGCAGCAAAUCCAUAUGGUCUUUUCUAGUUAUUCAGGUCAAUACUUCCAGAGGGUCCAACACAGACUUCUGCCAUAAGGAGCAGAGCGGCCAUAUCGCAGUGUAUGUAUGUAAAAGUAAUAAUAUUUCUUAUGUAUUUGCUGGUAUGUGUUAAUUAUUCUGCCUUGUUUAAUAGCUUGUAUUUGAGGUUCUGAGAAUCUCCAGCUGUGAUUUUAUGUCAUGUGCACUGUAAAAAAAAAAAAAAAAAAAAAUGUGUAAAUUAAAUUGUUUUGUGAUACAG
This is a messenger RNA of Periophthalmus magnuspinnatus, 3787 nucleotides long. It is a transcript of the gene inka2, whose product is annotated as inka box actin regulator 2. The record is from RefSeq and is a predicted model, not a curated record. The coding region runs from base 307 to 1566 and encodes 419 amino acids. Lineage: Eukaryota; Metazoa; Chordata; Actinopteri; Gobiiformes; Gobiidae. Gene Ontology annotation, cellular component: nucleus. The transcript has 2 exons. Gene Ontology annotation, molecular function: protein kinase binding; protein serine/threonine kinase inhibitor activity.